GGAAGUUUUCCUGCAUUUUCAGCCCCAACCAAUCACCAUCCUCCCCUGAUCGCUAUCAACUCCCUUCCUUCUCGAGAAUGGCCGACCCGAAUGGCUUGGUAGAAACCGGACAAAGCAAUCCAUUGGAUGUCAUCUUGGCCACAGGUGGAUAUGAUAAUACGAUCAGAUUUUGGGAAGCUUGGUCUGGUAUCUGUGUUAAAAGUAUUAAUCAUCCUCAAAGUCAAAUCAAUCGUCUAGCCAUUUCUCCUGAUAAACGGCAUCUAGCAGUUGCCGGAAACGCACACGUUCGACUAUACGAUGUGGCUAUCGCCACGGCUUCCAAUCAUCCUGCACCGAAUCAAGGCGGCUCACAUGCCACAUCAACCAACGAUCAAACCCCACAACACCAACAACAAGCACAUGCUCAAACCGGAUUGCUUCAAAGCUUCCCUCAUAACGGGAACGUUACCAGUGUGGCAUGGCCAAAAGAAAGCAAAUGGUUUGUCACUGGAUGUGAGGAUGGAGCGAUGCGAAUAUGGGACACUCGGACCCCCGUUGCACAACGUACAUACGACCACAAAUGUGCGGUGAAUGAUAUCGCAAUCCAUCCAAACCAAGGUGAAAUCAUCUCGUGCGAUCAAUCUGGGGCUAUCAAGAUCUGGGACUUAGCUGCAGACUCAUGCACUCACGAAUUAUUCCCAGAAGAUGAUGUACCUCAAAGAAGUGUCAGCAUUGCAAGUGACAACAGCUGUCUAGUUGCGGGAAACAAUUCGGGUAAUGUAUUUCUCUGGAACAUCUCCACAUCAGGAGUUGGAGGAUACACGGAUCUCCAAGCAGAAGCAACAUUCGAAGCGCACAAACGAUACUGUCUGAAAGUUCUAUUAAGUCCAGAUGUUAGACUUCUAGCGACAUGUUCAGCAGAUACGACGAUCAAGAUAUGGUCAUUGACGCCGAACCAGCCUCCGAAGCUUGACAAGACGCUAUACGAUCACCAGCGAUGGGUCUGGGACCUGGCCUUCUCGGCCGAUUCGGCCUAUCUGGUCUCUGCAUCCUCCGACCAUUCCGCACGCCUUUGGGAACUCGCCUCCGGCCAGACCGUUCGACAGUACUCGGGACACUCCAAGCCUUGCGUCGCGGUUGCUUUAAAUGAUAUCAACGUCGUCUGAAACUUCAAACAUCGACGUUCAAUAAUUGAAUGAAUGUAGUAUACCAAAGAGGUUGUAAAUUAUACCGUAGCAAUAGGCACAAAUCAAUAUCCCAUCAUGCUUAGGUUAAAAAGGGUUGCGAAGAAAAGCGGGAAUGCAGAUUUAU
Messenger RNA from Puccinia graminis f. sp. tritici CRL 75-36-700-3, 1290 nucleotides. RefSeq names its product G protein beta subunit-like protein. Gene Ontology annotation, biological process: TOR signaling; regulation of actin cytoskeleton organization. Gene Ontology annotation, cellular component: TORC1 complex; TORC2 complex. Gene Ontology annotation, molecular function: protein binding. The transcript has 10 exons. The record is from RefSeq and is a predicted model, not a curated record. NCBI's taxonomy places the organism in Eukaryota, Fungi, Basidiomycota, Pucciniomycetes, Pucciniales, Pucciniaceae. The coding region runs from base 78 to 1145 and encodes 355 amino acids.